AUGAAGGCCUGCAAAGAACUGUUCAUAUCUCUGCUUUCUGGGAUUGCGGCAGUCGCAAAGGGAAGAUGUUCACCACAUGGGCUGUUUGUCAGACUUAAACCACUGGUACUAGCUGUCUGCGCACAGCCUGAUACUUGGGUGGGAAAUCAGAGGAAUAUUUUUGAGAGUUUAUCUAAGAUUUGUUGUGAGAUUAUUGAAUCUAUUUGGGUCAAGGAUCGAGCUUUAGUGAACACCUUCAUUGGGGAGGGGGGGUUGCUUCAAGGAUUCAUGAAAAUAAGAAUUACAAAGAGCAGGCUGGUAGGGAGAAGGAAGAUCCUACUGUACCGCUGA
This is a messenger RNA of Eruca vesicaria subsp. sativa (arugula), 330 nucleotides long. The record is from the annotation of a GenBank genome assembly. Lineage: Eukaryota; Viridiplantae; Streptophyta; Magnoliopsida; Brassicales; Brassicaceae.